This is a messenger RNA of Penicillium concentricum, 966 nucleotides long. RefSeq names its product ADP-glyceromanno-heptose 6-epimerase. Bases 1 to 966 code for a protein of 321 amino acids. The record is from RefSeq and is a predicted model, not a curated record. Lineage: Eukaryota; Fungi; Ascomycota; Eurotiomycetes; Eurotiales; Aspergillaceae. Gene Ontology annotation, molecular function: ADP-glyceromanno-heptose 6-epimerase activity; NADP binding. The transcript has a single exon. Gene Ontology annotation, biological process: carbohydrate metabolic process.
AUGAUUGUGAUCACCGGUGGAGCCGGCUUUGUCGGUUCAAACAUCGUCAAGGAGUUGAACAACCGUGGUGUGACCAACAUCGUGGUGGUCGACGAUAUGACAGAUGGAUCCAAGUUCCACAACCUGGUCAGCUGCAAGGUGGCCGACUUCAUCGACGCGACAGCCUUCCGUGAAUCUAUUCGGACCAAAACCUUUCAUCACCGUCCCCGCAUCAUCUUCCACUACGGUGCAAUCUCGUCCAUCACCGAAACCAACGGCAAGAAAAUGCUCGACGCCAACUUCACCUACUCCAAGGAACUCUUCCAGUGGUGCAAAAACCAGGGUGUCCGCUUCAUCUACGCCUCGUCCGCUGCUGUGUAUGGAAACAAAACCACCUUCACCGAGGGAGACGCCCAGGAGGCUCCCCUGAACGUCUAUGGAUACUCCAAGAUGCUAUUUGAUGAAUAUGUCGUCAAAAACACCGACGCCCGCUCCCCCCAAUUUGCGGGACUGCGCCUUUUCAACGUCUACGGACCCGGCGAACAGCACCGAGAUGCGGUCCCUAGUACCGUCUACCAAUUUUACGAAAAACGGAAAUCAUUCAAAGCCAUUGAACUAUUCGGUGAAUACGCCGGAGUCGAAGCGGGACAACAGAAGCGCGACUUUGUCCACGUCGAGGACGUCGCCCGUCUGAACUGUUGGUUCCUUGACCACCCGGAAAUCAGCGGUAUCUACAAUGUCGGCACUGGUGUUGCUAGCAGCUUCCACGAUGUCGCCAUGGAAGUCGCUAAGUAUUUCGGCGACCCCGAGGGUUACAUCAAGUUCAUUCCCUUCCCAGCCGAACUGAAAGGCAGGUACCAGAGCUUCACCUGUGCUGAUAUCUCGAAGCUCCGUCGGGCUGGCUCUGUGCUGCGUUUCCGAAACAUCAAGGAAGGGAUUAAGGAUUACAUGGAGUGGCUUGAAAAUAAUGAAGCCUUAGAUCGCUAA